GGCCGGCACCGACAACGCUACGACGACCAUUAUCGUCUCGUUGCCGGAUGCAUUCCUUACAGGCUAAAGGAAACAGGAGAGAAUCAUCAUCAUAGUCAUGAUUUGUUAGAUAGGCUACAAGUGCUUAUGAUUUCUACCCCAAAUAGGACUGACCUUGUUUUCCCAAAGGGUGGAUGGGAGGAUGAUGAGACUGUAGCCGAAGCCGCAUGCCGCGAGGCCCUGGAGGAAGCUGGAGUGAAGGGUAUCAUCAGUGAAGCUCCACUGGGAGACUGGAUAUUCAGAAGCAAGAGCAGCGAGAACAGCAGCAGCCCACAAGGAGCUUGCAAAGGCUACAUUUUCGCGUUAGAAGUUACCGAAGAGCUCGAGUUUUGGCCUGAGCAGGCUAACCACGGGCGGCGAUGGGUAUCGAUGAGAGAUGCGUACGAGCUCUCACGUUACGAGUGGAUGCGAGAAGCUCUCGACGCGUUCCAGAAGCAGCUCUUGGGGGGUAAGAUUUUGGCUCAAUCAGCCAACAUGUCCGAGCCGUCGAGCUUGUGCAUGAUGCUGCCUGCUGCAGCCGAGCGAGCAAUCGCGUUGUGCUGAAAGUGUGCGCGCAGCUUCUUGGAAAAGCGCUUCGUCUGCCGGUGCUUUUUCUCGAAACCAGAUUUUAUAAUUUCCUCUUUUCUGCUUUCUCCGCGUCGAAGAUCAUUCUGUGGAGUUUCAGUUUUAGUGCUGAAAAAUGUUAAUUGUACCACUCCCUGUUUCUAUGGUAAACUUUGUUGUAGCACAAAUUGUGGAAUGAGCUUCUGGACUCAAAAGCAUAUGAUUCAAUUCCCAGGU
Messenger RNA from Ananas comosus (pineapple), 819 nucleotides. Its product is annotated as nudix hydrolase 12, mitochondrial-like. The record is from RefSeq and is a predicted model, not a curated record. Gene Ontology annotation, molecular function: pyrophosphatase activity. Lineage: Eukaryota; Viridiplantae; Streptophyta; Magnoliopsida; Poales; Bromeliaceae. Gene Ontology annotation, cellular component: nucleus; cytoplasm.